CCUAGAAUACUAGAUUGCUGUAUACCUGCUACUUGUUUACUGCAAACUCUUUUAAAUGCACCUCCUUCGUGGCGGCCAACGUGCAUAUGCUCGACUUGGACCACGGGGGGGAGGAGGGCUUGGGCGAUAUGAACACCUUGAACAACACCAGCUCAACGACUCGAGGGCCUGGUCAGUUCUUGGAGGGAACACAGAAGCCGUGUGCCCUUGGAGGCAACAGAAUGGCGCACCUCCACCAUUUGGAAAUCGUUCCCUUUCUUCAUUAACGUCGGCAGUUUCUUGUUCUCCUCUGCUGUUCGCUAUCGAGGACCUCAACCCUGAUAUGUCUUCGGGGCCGUCCAUGCGAGCGUUUAAGCGGGUCGUCUGUGUGCCUUUCCAACCUUCAGUAAAGGCUACUGGACGAGCCGGACUUGAGUACAAGGUUAAGCAAUUGCUGGCUGAACCGGCUUCCCGGUGCGGUCCUGCUGACGUACAAAGCCUUUUCGACCUACUCAGCCAAAACGGCUUCCAUGUGGUGACGAUGCAGCCCGCUGAGCCGCAAAGGCAUGCUCUUUUGGUCACUCGGUCGAACCGUGCUCCCUUUCUGGUUGUGACGUCAGAAGAGACUGGCGAGGUGGUGAUUAUUGACACGGCCCUGCGGGAGCACCUGGCUGUGGCGCCCUCAACCCCGGCCUACGAGCGCGCGCUUGAAGCCAACGUGCCUACGCUAUUCAUUGGCACGCACACGCGGCUGGCGCACCUGGUCAGCUCCAUGGCCGCAGCCAUCUCGCUCAACUUCACCAGCCAGGGCGUGGACGUGCCCCCCUGGCGCAGGUUGCCGGCACUGCUGUGCAGAUGGUCAGUAGUGGAGGAGCACGCGCGCAGGCUGCGACAAUCUGGGCAGCACGGGGGCCAGCGCCAGCAGCAUGAGGAGCAGCAGCUGGCGGCGCCCGCAGUAGUAAGCCCCGCCGGGCUGCAGGGGCCAGCGGCUGCUGCUGCGACGUUGCAGGCAGGGCUUAGUCUCAAUGCUGUAGGGUCAGCGGCGGCGGCGAGGCCAGCACCCGUCGAAUGCCGAAUCCAUGGGGGGCAGCGGUCGGCAGUGGCUGAUGGUGCACAGCCAGAGCUUCUAGGUGUGGAACAACAUGACGCUCCCCACCUCCCGAGAAGGGUUGUGCUGGGCUUUGUAGUUGGAGCGGGCGCAGAUAACCUGUCUCAGCUCAAAGCGCGCGAGGGGUGGAGCGCCAGCAAGCCGGGAGGCUUGGCCCUUAUGUGCCGUCAGUUGAGCAGCAGCACGGCAGCCGGAAGCACGGAGGGUGAUGAAGUGCUGACCACCUCACAUGAUACAUGACCUGUAGAUCUUGUAGAGGGCACAACAGGGCGCGACAAUCAGCGCAUGGCGCAUUGAGGAUCAGCGAGGAGUUUAGGCAGGCAGGUGCAGGGUGUGCACCAGUGUGGCGCACGUGGUGAUUGGCAAUUUCGUUUCCAAACAGUUCGUAAGCAGAAUUGAGGUUAGCCAACUUGCGCACUUGUUCACUGUUAUGAGCGCCGUGAGGGGUUUGACGUCACAGCAGCUCGGUGUUUUGUGUUUGGCCAAUAAUUCAGUGGCGGCUUUGUUCAUACCUCGUCCACUCGCCCGCAUUAGGAAUUGGCCCUAUUUUCUUGUCGACAAUUACUCAGUCUAGUACGUUUCUGUAUGUGGCCUAGUAUGGUGGAGCGGUAGAGUCAACUGCAUAGCAUUAGGACGGUACCGUACGUGUGGUUCCCGUCGUUUCCCGCCUGGCAGCAGAUGUUGGGUGACCAGGGAAGUACAUAUGUUGGCCAGCGUUCUUGACAUUCAAUGCCGGUACUCUCAAGUUUCUUUGACGCAUGAGGUUUAUAAAGAUCAAACCGUCACGUCUUCUUUUCUUAUUAGUGAUGCGCGCGUGAAGUGUUAUCACUGAUGUUUAAUCCGCUGCAGUGGUGGCCGGGGCUGGGUGCUUCUGCGCCAGGUAUUACUAUUUGCCUGGCUCGGAACACCCGCCCUGCAAUUUUGCCUUUAUUCAUCGCUAGAUGACUAACACUAAUUUGAGCAUGAUAAGGAUGUUUGUUUGCUGUUUCCCUUGCUUCCCAAGGUAUGAUAGGCAUUUUGUUGUGCAUACGGUAUCAACGUGGGGGUUGUAUGCCGCUCGCUCAGGUGAUACGUCUUAUGGCCACUGCGCUUGUCGUGAAGGGAGUGAAGAAGUGGAGUUGUAAACUGCCUUCAAGCAA
This is a messenger RNA of Astrephomene gubernaculifera, 2226 nucleotides long. The record is from the annotation of a GenBank genome assembly. Lineage: Eukaryota; Viridiplantae; Chlorophyta; Chlorophyceae; Chlamydomonadales; Astrephomenaceae.